AUGAGCCUGCCACUGUGGUCUCCAAAUGCGUUGGGUUCUGAGUUUGGACACACCCAAAACGUAGACCCCAAGUGCCAACAAACACCCUCUUCAGACCACGACCCGAUGCAGCUACUAGCGUCUCAGCAAGACGGUUCUACAUCAAGGGUGAGAGACCGCACUAGUAACACGUCCAGCGCUCUAGCAGAUGAAUCAAGCAGUGACACACAACGGUUUCGUGACAGAACCCCGGCCAAGUACAGGGAGAGAAACCGACUAGCGGCAGCCAGGUCGCGCCAAAAGCAAGCGGACCUCAUUCAAUUACUGGAGGAAGAGAAACGAGACGAAGAUAGAAGGCGAAGGGUCAUUGAGGCGGAACUUUCGAGCCUCAAGACAGAAGUGACUAAGCUUCGAGAGGAGAUACGGCUUCAUAUUCGUUUGUCAAAAUAUCUAGCCGUCACCUCAUUUAGUCAGGAGCUAUAG
Metarhizium robertsii ARSEF 23 is the source of this 462-nucleotide messenger RNA. Its product is annotated as Basic-leucine zipper (bZIP) transcription factor. The record is from RefSeq and is a predicted model, not a curated record. The transcript has a single exon. Gene Ontology annotation, molecular function: DNA-binding transcription factor activity. NCBI's taxonomy places the organism in Eukaryota, Fungi, Ascomycota, Sordariomycetes, Hypocreales, Clavicipitaceae. Bases 1 to 462 code for a protein of 153 amino acids. Gene Ontology annotation, biological process: regulation of DNA-templated transcription.